Molecule: messenger RNA, 1956 nt
Organism: Ixodes scapularis (black-legged tick)
Lineage: Eukaryota; Metazoa; Arthropoda; Arachnida; Ixodida; Ixodidae
Exons: 2
Coding region: 1-1956 (651 amino acids)
Source: RefSeq, a predicted model, not a curated record
AUGUGUUACCCGGCGUGGGAAGCUUUCUCAACAGUUCAGGAGACUGCCAACGUUCUUACCGCCGGUAGUACCCCGACAGUACAGACUCCGAGCGCCCUAUUACAAACGUUCCGAAGCUGGGUUGGAACCGGCCUGAACCGAGCUUACAUCCGCGGCGUUAUCGACGGAGGGAGCCAAAAGACUUUCAUCAGGGAAGACUUGGCUAGGAAGCUUAACUUGAAGGUUGUCGGGGAACGUAUCAUGCAACUCAACAUCUUUGCUUGCAGUGACUCAAACAGGUCUAGGCAGAAGUUCACCGUAGUUAGAAUUCAUAUUAGGGGCCAAUAUAAGACAACGGAUCAUGUCUUAGAAGCAGUCGUCGUGCCUUUCAUCUGCCAAAACAUCAUAGAAACUCCAGUAGAGCACACAUUUCUCAAGACUAUCCCAGGAGACAUCGCCGACAAGUUGAUGUUUCCAUCGAGUCAAGUGGAAGCGGGCAUAAGCCUUUUAAUUGGAGCGGACCAGAUGUGGAAAUUGUUGACCGGCGAGACACGCCACUCAUCUUGCAACACCGGGCUAGUAGCCAUCGCAACGACUUUGGGAUGGACCUUUCAGGGUCCAACGAGCACAGUGAGUGUCUUAUCAGAUAAUACCACAAAUUUGAUGGUGUACGUGUUGAACGUGGGAUGGGCUGACGAAGAAGAGGAUGCAGCGUUAAAACAUUUCUGGGAACUAGAGACCAUUGGAAUCGUGGAUGAACCUAUGGAUAAGAAACAACAGGAAGAAAAGGUGUUUGAGCAAUUCAAGGAAAACAUCAGACAUAAGAACGGUCGGUACGAGGUCGCGUUGCCGUGGAAGGAGACAAAAACGACCCUUGGAGAUAAUUACAUGAUUGCCAACACCAGACUCCGAAGUCUAGUACGCCGUCUCACACAAGAUGGCUCUAUCGCCCAGUAUGACAAAGCAAUACGUAGUUACUUUAAAGAUGGACACGCCGAAGAGAUAGAAUUAAAUGCAUCAACCUACAGAGCAGAUAACGUCGAUCAUUCAUCCGAAAAUAAGCCAUUUAAGUCCCCCGAGGUCACCAACAUGUUGGGAUUGGUGUGGGAUAAAAACGCGGAUUAUUUCAAGUUCUCUGCUCAUCAACUCUUGGAGAUACUUUCUACAAAUCUGAACACAAAGCGCUCCGUACUCAAGGCCUCGGCUAGGAUUUUCGAUCCCCUCGGUUUCCUGUCGCCGUAUGUCAUAAGAGGGAAAAUUUCAUUCCAACGUAUAUGGCAAUGCGGACUUGGAUGGGAUGAGGUUCUGACAGAGGCUCUUUUGCAAGAGUGGAAAUCCUGGUGCGCCGAUUUAACGGAAUUACCACAAAUCACGACGCCGAGAUAUCUGCUGGGUGUCGAAGGUGAAAGCGAGCUGGUGAUUCACAUCUUCACCGACGCUAGCCCUCUGGCGUAUGGUACCUGCGCAUAUCUCCGUGCAGUGAACAGGAAAGGAGAAGUCAGCGUGAAUCUGAUAUUUUCCAAGGCUAGAGUUGCUUCACUGAAGACACUAAACCUUCUACGACUAGAACUGAUGGGAGCGCUAUUGGGGGCGCGCAUUGCUACAUAUCUUCGUAGCUCAUUGUUGGGCCACACCGUUACAAUAUGGUACUGGACAGAUUCUACUAUAACACUUGGUUGGAUUAAGGGAUUGGCAGCCGAGUGGCAACCCUUUGUGUGCAAUAGGGUGGCAGAAAUACAAGCACUCAGUGAUUCGUCCAGUUGCCACCACUGCCCAGGUUACGAGAACCCAGCCGACGCUUUCACUAGAGGAAAGACUGUAGUACAGCUAGAGACUCAACAGGUACGGUGGUCAGGGCCGGAAUGGCUUGCCCUCGAACAGCGAAACUGGCCAGUUAGUACACCCGUAGAGAACCUUGAAGACAUUGAUGGGGAGAAACAGCAGCGAACCGGAAACGCUGCUGACUGUUGUACAUGA